Messenger RNA from Myotis davidii, 4331 nucleotides. It is a transcript of the gene ARHGEF2, whose product is annotated as Rho/Rac guanine nucleotide exchange factor 2. Bases 355 to 3234 code for a protein of 959 amino acids. The record is from RefSeq and is a predicted model, not a curated record. NCBI's taxonomy places the organism in Eukaryota, Metazoa, Chordata, Mammalia, Chiroptera, Vespertilionidae. The transcript is spliced from 27 exons. Gene Ontology annotation, biological process: positive regulation of neuron differentiation; regulation of Rho protein signal transduction; actin filament organization. Gene Ontology annotation, molecular function: microtubule binding; guanyl-nucleotide exchange factor activity. Gene Ontology annotation, cellular component: cytoskeleton; ruffle membrane.
GAAUCCAGAGAGCAGCUGGAGGAAGAGGAGGAGGAGGAGGAGAGGAAAAAGAAGGAGAGAGAUGGCUUCCACGCUGUACCGCUCCGAAGAUCGGGGGCUUUCCGUGCCCAUAACCACAGCUAUGACCCCUUCAAAAGACACAGUUGGGGGCCAGACAGGGAGCCCCAGGAUCAACUGAGCAGGAGCAAACUGCAGGCUUCGGGAUGCGCUGGGGCCCAGGAGACUGCCUUACUGCAGAGCCAAGAGGACCUGGGCACGUUUCUGGAACCGCAGCACCAAGGUGGCCAGCCUUCCAGUGUGGGUCAGGGUUCCUGUCCUCCAUCUGCUGGCCCUUUGGACCACUCAGCCACUGGCAUGCUUUCCAAGUCUGUAUCCAUGAGUGGCAUCAAUUGCUUCUGGAGUGGCUCAGAUCCAGCCGGAAAUUUAUCCCAGUCCUCGGCUGCUAACUUCAGCCAAAGCUGUAGCCAACUGGAACGCGGUUCGGAUACCUGGGUAGGCUCCUCCCUGCGACGAACCUUCAGCUUCCUCUGGGGCAUGACCGGCAAGGCCAAGGCCCGGGAAAAGGAGAAGAUGAAGGAAGCCAAGGAUGCCCGCUAUACCAACGGGCACCUCUUCACCACCAUCUCCGUUUCGGGCAUGACCAUGUGCUAUGCCUGUAACAAGAGCAUCACAGCCAAGGAGGCCCUCAUCUGCCCAACCUGCAAUGUGACUAUCCACAACCGCUGUAAAGACACCCUCGCCAACUGUACCAAGGUCAAGCAGAAGCAACAGAAAGCGGCCCUGCUGAAGAACAACACUGCCUUGCAGUCUGUGUCACUCCGCAGUAAGACCACCACGCGGGAGCGGCCGAGCUCCGCCAUCUACCCCUCCGACAGCUUCCGGCAGUCCCUGCUGGGCUCCCGCCGAGGCCGCUCCUCCUUGUCCUUAGCCAAGAGCGUUUCCACAACCAACAUCGCUGGACACUUCAACGAUGAGUCUCCACUGGGCCUGCGCCGGAUCCUCUCCCAGUCCACAGACUCCCUCAACAUGCGGAACCGAACCCUGUCGGUGGAGUCCCUCAUCGACGAAGGUGCAGAGGUCAUCUACAAUGAGCUGAUGAGUGACUUUGAGAUGGAUGAGAAGGACUUUGCAGCCGAUUCCUGGAGCCUCGCUGUGGAUAGCAGCUUCCUGCAGCAGCAUAAAAAGGAGGUGAUGAAGCAACAGGAUGUCAUCUAUGAGCUGAUCCAGACGGAGCUGCACCAUGUGCGGACGUUGAAGAUCAUGACCCGCCUCUUCCGCACGGGGAUGCUGGAAGAGCUACAGCUGGAGCCGGGAGUGGUCCAGGGCCUGUUCCCCUGUGUGGACGAGCUCAGUGACAUCCACACACGCUUCCUCAGCCAGCUGUUAGAGCGCCGACGGCAGGCCCUGUGCCCUGGCAGCACCCGCAACUUCAUCAUCCCUCGCUUGGGCGACCUGCUCAUUAGCCAGUUCUCGGGUCCCAGCGCGGAGCAGAUGCGGAAGACCUACUCGGAGUUCUGUAGCCGCCACACCAAGGCCUUGAAGCUCUAUAAGGAGCUGUAUGCUCGAGACAAGCGCUUCCAGCAGUUCAUCCGGAAAGUGACCCGCCUGGCCGUGCUGAAGCGGCAUGGGGUCCAGGAGUGCAUCCUGCUGGUGACGCAGCGCAUCACCAAGUACCCGGUGCUCAUUAGCCGGAUCCUGCAGCAUUCCCACGGGAUGGAGGAGGAGCGCAAGGACCUGACAGCGGCUCUGGGGCUGGUGAAGGAGUUGCUGUGCCACGUGGACCAGGAUGUGCACGAGCUGGAGAAGGGGGCCCGCCUGCAGGAGAUCUACAACCGCAUGGACCCUCGGGCCCAGACGCCGGUGCCCGGCAAGGGCCCCUUCGGCCGAGAGGAGCUUCUGCGGCGCAAGCUGAUCCACGACGGUUGCCUGCUCUGGAAGACUGCGACCGGCCGCUUCAAAGAUGUGCUGAUGCUGCUGAUGACAGACGUGCUAGUGUUUCUCCAAGAGAAGGACCAGAAGUACAUCUUUCCCACCCUGGACAAGCCCUCGGUGAUAUCACUGCAGAAUCUCAUCGUUCGGGACAUCGCCAACCAGGAGAAAGGGAUGUUUCUGAUCAGCGCGGCCCCCCCUGAGAUGUAUGAGGUCCACACGGCAUCCCGGGAUGAUCGGAGCACCUGGAUCCGAGUCAUUCAGCAGAGUGUGCGCAUAUGCCCAUCCAGAGAGGACUUCCCCCUGAUUGAGACAGAGGAUGAGGCUUACCUGCGGCGAAUCAAGAUGGAGCUGCAACAGAAGGACCGGGCACUGGUGGAGCUGCUGCAGGAGAAGGUCGGGCUGUUUGCCGAGAUGACCCAUUUCCAGGUGGAAGAGAAUGGCAGCUGUGGGAUGCCCCUGCCCACCCUGCCCAGGGGCCUUUUCCGUUCGGAGUCCCUCGAGUCCCCUCGUGGCGAGCGGCUGCUGCAGGACGCCAUCCGAGAGGUGGAGGGCCUGAAAGACCUGCUCGUGGGGCCUGGAGUGGAGCUGCUCUCAAACCGGGAACCGGGCCUGCCCACGGAAGCAGAAAGUGGUGGUAACAUGAGUCCUGGAAUCACCGCCAAUGGUGAGGCCAGAACCUUCAAUGGCUCGAUCGAACUCUGCAGAGCCGACUCAGACUCCAGCCAGAAGGAUCGAAAUGGGAAUCAGCUGAGAUCUCCCCAGGAGGAAGCGUUGCAGCGAUUGGUCAAUCUUUACGGACUUCUGCAUGGCCUACAGGCGGCUGUGGCCCAGCAGGAUACGCUGAUGGAAGCCCGAGUGCCCGAGGGCCCGGAGCGGCGGGAGAAGCUGACCCGAGCCAACUCUCGGGAUGGGGAGGCUGGCCGAGCUGGGGCCACCCCGGGGGCUCCUGAAAAGCAGGCCACGGAGCUGGCGUUACUGCAGCGUCCCCGGCGCCGGAGCCUGCCAGCCGGCGAUGCCCUGUACUUGAGUUUCAGCCCCCCUCAGCCCAGUCGAGGCCAUGACCGCCUGGAUUUGCCUGUGACUGUCCGCGCUGUCCAUCGGCCCUUUGAGGAUCGAGAGGGGCAGGAGCUGGGCAGCCCCGAGGAGCGGCUACAAGACAGCAGCGACCCUGACACUGGCAGCGAGGAGGAAGGAAGCAGCCGCCUGUCUCCGCCCCAUAGUCCUCGAGAUUUCACCAGAAUGCAGGACAUACCCGAGGAGACGGAGAGCCGCGAUGGGGAGCCUGUAGCUCCGGAGAGCUAAGGGGGCCCCUCCCUCCUUCCUGUGCCCCCUGAAGAAUAUUACUGAGGGAGGCAAGCCCUGGGGACUCCGACCUGCCAGUGAGCAGGGAACACUUGAACUGCUGAUUUGUCCUUGCCAGCUCUUGGGAUUCUUGGAUACCUGGGGCCAUUUAGGAAGCUGGGGGGAGUUAGGCCACAGCGCCCCCUGGUGGCAUCCAGAAGUACACCACAGAUGCCAAUUCUUCAUGCCUUCUUCCCUCGACUUUAGGAAAGUUUAUUUAUUUAUUGUUUAUUAGUUAUGGAGGGAGAAAGGGGAUUUAGAGGACCAGGGACAUGGGAGCCAAGCCAUAGGGAACAAGGGGCCUUGUCCUUUAACACUACUGGGGUUUAUUCAGACGUAACCAUGCAGCUGCCGGAUUCCAGCCCUGCCACCCUCCCGGCAACAUCGUCUUUGAGGAGAGGCUGCAGCUGUAGGACCCGACUGCCCCUUCAAGAAGGGCUAUGGGCAGGGCCAUAUCCCUUUCCCCUCAACCUCUUACUGCUGUUCUCUCUUCUCUCCGUCCUCGGUGGAACCCCGGGGAGUCAACCUGGCUUCCUAGAGUGGAUGGAAUGGAGGUUGAGGUGGCCAUCAUGGUCUGUUGGGGGUGAGGGGGAAACCCACAGGGGACCAGAAUGUCUUUUUGUUGUUUUCUUUUUUUUUUUUUGUACCAAAGCCAACUGCACGUGUUUUAUAUUUUUAAGAGAAGAUUGUAGGCGAUUAGAAAUUGCAGCCUUCUAUCUCCACAUCUCUGAAGAACUUGACGGGUGGGGGAAACAAUGACUUCACCCCCUCAUCCAUAGCAAUGGGGGAACUAGUCUGACCUCUUCCGCACCCAUUUGGAAACAAAGUUCUAGGGUGAGUUGGGAAAUCUCUAUGAGCCCUGACCUUAUCCCCCAGCUCACCAACCAUGACCUGAAACCUCCGCCUGAAUUGGGGGGGGAUUUUCAAUGGACCCCCAAAGGCCCACCAGCGCCAACCAUUUUUCUACCAAUUUGAUUGUGUAAAAAAACAGCAAAACAGAAACAAAAAAAAAAACGAUAAAAGGUAAAGAAAGGAAAAUUAAACACCUGGAACCCCAU